UCCAGCUUCUCUGACUAUGAGUCCCAGCAGCUCUCAGAUUUUUCAAAGACAGUCUGUCUCUCUGAGCUGUGAGGAGGACGACAGCUCUGCUGGAUGGACUCUGAGGAGAAACACGAGUGAUGAAACCAGGACUCAGUGUGGAGGUGGCUGGGGAAGACCUGCUGGAUCGUCCUGUAACAUCAGGCCCAUGUUCACAUGGUACAGUGGAGUUUACUGGUGUGAGUCCAGAGAGGGAGCAACCAGUAACAGCAUCAACAUCACUGUCACUGGUGGACCAGUGAUCCUGCAGAGUCCUGUCCUCCCUGUGAUGGAGGGAGAAGACCUCACUCUGCACUGUGAAACAAAGAAGUCCUCCAACCUCACAGCUGAUUUCUAUAAAGAUGGCUCCCCCAUAUGGAGAGGGCCUAAAGGUCAAUGGACCAUGACCAUCUACCAUGUUUCCAGGUCUGAUGAAGGCCUCUACAAGUGCAGGUUCAGCAGUGUUGGAGAGUCUCCAUCCAGCUGGGUCUCUGUCACAGGUGAGGAGGUUAAAGAGAAACCCCCAACUACAAGUCCUCCUUCAUUUCCCUCUAGUCCUGAUUCUUCCCCAACUCCCUCCGAGUUGUGGUCCGUUUCAGUCGGUGUUCAGAUUAGGCGGGUUCUACUGGUUCGACUGUUUCUUCCGGUUGGGAUUGUCCUACUGGUUGUGCUGGUUCUACUGGUGAGAAAAUGCAUCCGUAGGAAACCUAAAGGUUAGACACGGACGCCAGAACAACAUAAAUUAUGCAACAGUUAACAUUUAAAAAUCACAUU
This is a messenger RNA of Sander lucioperca (pikeperch), 792 nucleotides long. Its product is annotated as Fc receptor-like protein 5. The record is from RefSeq and is a predicted model, not a curated record. NCBI's taxonomy places the organism in Eukaryota, Metazoa, Chordata, Actinopteri, Perciformes, Percidae. The coding region runs from base 17 to 736 and encodes 239 amino acids. Gene Ontology annotation, biological process: cell surface receptor signaling pathway. Gene Ontology annotation, molecular function: transmembrane signaling receptor activity. The transcript is spliced from 3 exons.